Lecanosticta acicola is the source of this 2043-nucleotide messenger RNA. NCBI's taxonomy places the organism in Eukaryota, Fungi, Ascomycota, Dothideomycetes, Mycosphaerellales, Mycosphaerellaceae. The record is from the annotation of a GenBank genome assembly.
AUGACGGACCUACCUUAUAGAAUGGCAGACGAAUCCAAGUAUGGCCGUGGCCACGACGACGACGACGAGGAGGAAGAGGAAGAGGUCGAUGACCAGACCGCCUACAAGACGCCCAAAGAUGCUGUUUUGUUCGCAAUCGACGUGAGUGAGAGCAUGCUCCGCAAGCCGGCAGAAUCGGAUUCCAAGAAGCCAGAUACUGCGCUCUCGCCUACUCUGGCUGCUCUGAAAUGCGCAUAUGCGUUGAUGCAACAGCGAAUCAUCAGCAGUCCAAGCGACAUGAUGGGCGUCUUGUUGUUUGGCACAGAAAAAAGCAAAUCCCAGGAUGGCGACGACGACUCUGGGCGUACUGGACUGCAGUAUCCGCAUUGCUACAUACUCACCGACUUGGACGUCCCAGCGGCGGCUGACGUGAAGCUGCUUCGCGCACUGGUCGAAGACGAAGAGGAAGCAGCGAAAUUGUUGCAGGCAAGCAAAGACGAAGUCAGCAUGGCCAACGUGUUAUUCUGUGCCAAUCAGAUCUUUACAUCCAAGGCACCCAAUUUCACAUCACGGCGUCUCUUCUUGGUGACAGACAACGACUUCCCUCAUGCCUCCAGCAGAAGCGACAGGAACAGCGCCACCGUUCGUGCAAAAGAUUUGUACGAUCUGGGCGUCACAAUUGAGCUCUUUCCUAUCUCGCAUCCCACUCAAGGUUACACAUUCGACCGGAGCAAAUUCUACAACGACAUCGUUUAUUCCUCGACACCUUCAGACCCAGAUGCUCCAGCGCCGCUCACCCAGGACAUCAAGUCUGCUAACUCUACUGCGAAGGACGGUAUCAGCUUGCUGCAGUCUUUGCUGUCCUCUGUGGCUUCUCGCGCGGCACCGCGUAGAGCUCUUUUCGGGAACAUGCCUUUCGAGAUCGGCCCAGGUCUCAAGAUCAGCAUCAAAGGCUACAACAUUUUGAUGCCGCAGGUGCCCAAGAAGACGACCAACAUUUAUCUACCACCCGAUGCGGAGAAGCCACAGAUUGCCGUCAUGAGUAGCACGCUUGUGGAGGAAGAGACAGCCCGUACAGUUGAAAAGGGCGAGCUUCGGAAAGCCUUCAAGUUCGGAGGCGAGACCAUCUCCUUCUCGGAAGAGGAGUUAAAGAAGAUUAAGAACUUCGGCGAUCCCGUGCUUCGGAUCAUCGGCUUCAAACCUCAGAGCAUGCUGCCUAUCUGGGCCUCAAUCAGUCGGUCAACAUUCAUCUAUCCUUCAGAGGAAGACUACGUGGGAUCGACACGUGUCUUCUCUGCUCUCCACCAGAAGCUCCUCAAAGACCAGAAAAUGGGUCUCGGCUGGUUCAUAGCCCGUCGAAAUGCGAAACCUCUCCUCGCAGCCAUCAUUCCCGGCUCCGAAGAACGCAGUGAGGAGGGCGAACAACAACUGCCGCCCGGCUUCUGGGUCCAUCCCCUGCCUUACGCCGACGACAUCCGAAGCCCACCAGACACAAGCGUCGUACAAGCACCCGACGACGUCGUAGACGCCAUGCGAUUCAUCAUUCAACAACUCCAGCUCCCCAAAGCAGCCUACGAUCCACACAAGUAUCCGAACCCUUCCCUGCAAUGGCACUAUCGCAUCUUGCAAGCCAUGGCGCUCGAGGAGGAAUUACCAGAGCAUCCCGACGACAAGACUCUCCCGCGCUGGAGACAGAUCGACAAGCGCGCCGGACAGUACGCCGUGGAAUGGGGCGAGAAACUCGACGCGGCUUUCGAUCAAUGGCAGGCGGAGAAUGCGGACAGAAUCAAGCCUGCAACCAACGGAUCUUCUUCCAAGCGCACCGCGGGCCCGGCUUCCUCUGCACCCCUGAAGAGCAGCAAAAAGUUCAAAGAUGAAGAUGACGAGGAUCUCGUCACGGAUGAAAAGAUGCGUGAUGCGUAUGCCAAGGAUCGAAUCAACAAGUUCAAGAAUGCGGACUUGAAGGCUUGGUUGCAGAGCAAGGGCAUCAAGAGUGGAGCGAAAAAGGCUGACAUGGUGGAUGCUGUCACUAGCUAUUUUGAGACGAAGAUGGAGGUAGAUUGA